Messenger RNA from Caenorhabditis auriculariae, 7075 nucleotides. Lineage: Eukaryota; Metazoa; Nematoda; Chromadorea; Rhabditida; Rhabditidae. The record is from the annotation of a GenBank genome assembly.
AUGUAUCCAAUGUCUGCGGAAAACUCUGUCUAUAACAAUCCGGACCAGAGGAAACUCAACGAACGUCAGAAGCUCCAACAAACGCUAGCCACAGAGAAUGGGGUUCAAGUUUUUCGCAAACUGUUUAAGAACUUGGCUUAAUCGAGUGAAUUAAAAUACUUGAGUGAGAAUUAGUUUAGUAUUUGCAUUUUUUCUUUCUGUCGUGUUUAAAGUAAUUUCGGCGAUUUCAGAAUUAACGCGUUAUUCGUUUGAAAGGAUUUUGGGAAAUAGGCAGAAUUUGUAUUCCGGGUAGGCGCGGAAGUGAGUCCUACAACGAUAUAUCGCUUUACAUAUGUCUUUUUUACUGAAAAUUCUGCGCGGGAACUCAAAAUUUUGGAGUUAUUUGGGCAUUUUCUACUGAAAUUUUAAAUUCGCGCGUAAAACUCACCGUGGAAAUGCGUAUCCAACGAUAUAUCGUUGUAGGACUCACUUUUUCCGCGCCUUCCCGGAAUACCAAUUCUGCCUAUUUGCCGAAAUCAUUUUUAACGAAUAACGCGAUAAUUUUGAAAUCGCCGAAAUUACUUUGAACGCGGCAUUCGCUUUUCACACUCAAUCCGAAAUCGUGCUCAAAAACUAGCUGAUACAUGGCUGGCUUGAGCCAAAAGAGUCCUGAAGCGAAAAUAAAAAAGAGUGACUGGUUGGCGGAGAGCGCAGACAAGCCACGCCCCGUUAGCGUCCCAAUCUAUAGUCCUAAAUCGAUUAUGCUUUUAUGAAAUGUAGGAAAAGCGUUAGGGGCAUUCAAAAGUUGAAAUAUUUUAUGGGGUAAAUUAUUUAUUCUGUAUAGUCCUCGGUCCUCGGAAAGUUCUCAUACUAGUUUCACUCAGAAAGUUUUUUAUCCCAUUAAUUUUUUCAGCUUUUCACAGAAGGAGUUUCUGAAGCAGUCAUUGAAACCUCCACAACCCGUCCCUUUGACUUUGAUGGAAGUCGGAAAGCCAAUGUCAGUCCAAAAAAAUAAUAUGGAAAAAUAUGUUGAAUUUGAGAGUUCGGCGAGAAGAAUAAUCGAAGCGUUUGUUGUGGCGGAGAUGGGCAACGGCGAUUGGGCAGUUUAUUCAAAAGACAUUGGCUAUUAUUUUAUGAUCAACGGCAACUUUUUGGCCAAUCUUGGCUGUUAUCUUAGGUGCUACUUGAAACUCGUUUUGUGUCCAUUUUUAGCUUGUCAAAGUGCAUAAAUUGCAAUUUUGCAAUUUUUAGAAUCAAAUUUUAUCAUUAUCCUUAGCUUUGACACUUUUUAAAAUGAAAAGUUAUACGAAAAAAAUUCGCGUCUUUGAGCCACAAACUUUUUUUCGAUAUUAAUUGGGAGACAUUUUGUCAUAGAUUGAACGUGCCCGAGUCAACGAGACCCGGAACAAAGCUCGAAGAGGACGAUUUUGAAGAUCUUGGAAUUUUUUAUCCUCCCACCAAAGACAUCAACAUACGCUACUUCCAGACGAAAAAGUUGUCUCUGGUGAGGAAAUAUUACGUCAAUUGAAAAUUAUGUGAUCAUUUGAAAUAAGGGAGUAAAAUCUUUUUGAAAACACAGCAUUUUCUCUUCAUAGAAAUUCUCCUUUACGGUGCCAGAGGCUCUCUUUUUGCUCCAUUCAUCGGCUUCUAUUCGCCUUUUCUGCUGCCUCUCCCUUUUCCACCAUUUUUUCCACCGCCUUUUAAUUUCUAGAAACAAUGAAAGGCUCGAAAAAAAGGAAUAUUUUUGAUGCCUUUCUGUGUCCUUUUUUGGUCCUCUCCUUUUGCGGCACCAAAACGGCCUUAAAACAGACUGCGGAAAUUUAAAGUAAUCUUAAGUUCGUCGCGGUUUUUGGCACAUUACGGUUUGCGCUCUUAACCGGUUUUUUUUUUACCUUUUGAUCAUUAGCGAUAGAGCUGAAGGUCAAAACCUUUUUAUGAAAAGUUCAAUCGGCCGUUCAAAUAUUUUUUUAUGAAAAGGCUCAUUGGUUUUUUUUCCUGUUGGUAUUAAAACUUUACACGUAUUUAAGAUUUCCCUGAAAGUUUCGGUUUCUGUGGAAACGGACGGCGCACUUUGGAUCGAAAAGAAUUACAUUUCCCCGGAACACAUCUACGAUCCAAUGUCUUUGAUAGUGAAGGCUCUGCACCCAAAUAUCGAAGCAGAGAAGACCUAUUGGCUCUGUCUCGAAGUUUGACCUCCCCUUUUUUGGUGAAAAAUAAAACAAACGAAUUUCUAGCUAUUGAGUGAGAGCGAAGGUUUCUUUAUUGUAAAGGUCCACAAAGAUUUCAAGAGAAAGGAGGCGGAUAUGGUGAGUUUGAAGGAUCAAAAAUUAGAAAAAAGAUUCAUUUUUUCAGUUGGAAAACAGUAUUUGUGAUUAUGACUUGCCUUUCGAAAAAAUCGGCAAAAUCAUAAAUUGGCUCGGAAACCAGUUGAAAGUAACCAUGGCCGGCAAGACACCUUUGGCCAUCUCGCACGUGAGGAAUCUAUGACAUUUCAACUAAAAUAUUGAUUUUACUGUAGAACAAUACUGUAGAACAGUUUUCUUCAAUUUCUUAUCACAUCGCAUUACUAAUGUUUGGAAUGACAUUGAACAUGAAUUAUUGGCAGAGGAAGACAAGAAAAAAUUUAAGGACAUGUUUUUAGUGUAUGCAGAAGAUGUUGGCGUCGAGCAUAUUCUUUCAAGUGUUCACAGAUUUGUGCCAUGAUCAACUUGGUUUUAAAUAUCUACUUAUUAUGGUUCUAUGUUUCUUUUCUUACACAAAAAACUUUUUUUUUUCUUCACAGGUGGGGUUAGUUAAUCCACCUAGUGGUCUUUUUCCCUCCCUGCAACAUCACCAUACCAUCCCGAUGUUGCGAAAAAUAAACAAAUUGAAUUGAACAAUGAGAAGAACAGUCGGAAAAGGGAAAUAAUUGACUUUGUACAUGAUUGUUGCUAUGAAAAUGGCCAGAAACGUUUUUUGGUAGUUUUUCCUUGACAUUUGUAUCCUAGUAAGGUGUCUGACUCCAAUUUUGACUUUUUGACUCGAAGUGCGAGCCUCCUGAAGCUUAUUUUUAAUUUUUCUUCUUUAUUUUAUUUUUGUUAAUCAGGACUGUGCUCAAAAACGUCGAGGACAUGGUGUGGAAUGUAACUUUAUUCAAUUUCAGUUCAAGUACCGGCUCAACUCGCGCGGAUCAACACCUGAACUCGCAGAUGUGUAGUUUGAACAAAAAACUCAUGUUAUUCAUAUUUUUCGAGGUGUCCGAGAGAGACCGAACUUUUUCUCCUCCCAAACCGGAUUUGAAUCUUUCUAGUGAUUUGCGACAGUGUACGGCCGCGGUUCAUGACACAAUCAAGUGCAAGAGGAUUGGACAGUGCGUUUUUAAAUGAUGAUGAGAAUCGAAGGAAGAAAAGUAAUGCGCAACUUGUACAGUGUAGAGAAAUGAAUAAUAAUGGAUCACGUGGAAGAUAAAUCAACUAUAUGAUGGUCUCGCCUUUCUAAUUGCCUUGUGGAUCUCCAGAGCCCACGGACGACUGACUCCUCUACCACUUCCUUUGACUUUUUAAGGACAUAUAAAAUUUUUAUGUUUCCUUAAAAAUGGAGAAAGGUUUUUCUUUCUGAUAAAAGCCUUGUAGUCAUACAACUUUUCCGUUUCAACACGCACACAAGAAACAAACACAAAGUCCGGGGGCUCUGGAGAUCCACAGGGCGAUUGGCAAGGCGAGUGAGUUGGGCUGGUGGCCAGGCGAGUUAUAAGGAUCGCUGUAAUCAGACCUUUAUAUAGUGGAUUUAUCUUCCACGUGAUCUAUUAUCAUUAUUCAUUUCUACAUUUUUCCCAACAAUAAGUUAAGGGACCUUGUUAUGAGACCAGAAUUUUAUCUUUUUGUUCAUUUUUUUCAAUCUACGAAGAAGAGAUAUAUCUGUAUCAAAACGGCCAAAUAAUUAUAAUUUUUUUAUAAACUUCAUAGGGGUCUAAAAUAGUGAGAGCUGACGCUUUGGGCCUGCCCAAUAGGCUUUGAGGUUAUUAUUUGGUUUCGUUUGUUCAAGAAUGAUGCUCCUUAAAUUUUAAUCUGAAAAUUUGUUUUUCAAAAUUUUCAAGAACUCAAAAAUGUAUUGCUACUCGAAUAAAAAUUCUGGAAAUGCGUGAAAAUUUCUAUUUCAAAGAAGCAUCGGCAGAAAAAAAAAAGUCAAUAUUGUGAAGCGAAAAAUAGGCUUCUACUAAUUGAAAAUAAUAAGGGGUGUAGGGAAAAUAUGAUGUUCCAAGUUUUUCAAAAAGUGGAAGGAAAUCACAUUUUAAGAUUUGUUUAAAGAGUUUUCGUUAAAUCGCAAACCGCUACUCCCUGACGUCAUUUCAUGACACCAUUCGUAACACAAGAAAUAAGCGUAAUCGGAAUAUUUAUUUUAUUCACGUGAACAUGAUUCAGAAGAUUAUUAUUAUCUCAUUUCAUCACGUCGACUGGUCGGUCUCUUUGCCGCUCUCUCAUGGGAUAAUAUUCCGACGCCCGUCAGCCCUGGACAAGCUGGGCGCUGUACUGUUCCAAAAUGGUGAAGCAGUUUAUUCGCUGGCAACAUUAUUUUCCAACGCUAGCUGUCACUCCGGGACGUAUUGGACAACGAUUGUGGACCGUCACCCGCGCCGACGACUAACUCUUCGAUUAUACCAUGAUUCAGCAGAGAUUUUCUUCAUCUUACUCUGUAGACUGAAUAAAUUGAAUUGAAUUGAAAUUGAGAUUGAAAAAAUUGAAGAAUGGGAGGAGCCUGAAUUGCGCCUUUGCAUUAAAUUCGCGCCUACAGGUUCAUGCAUUAUUUAGGAAAAUAGGCUUAGUUUUAAGGCUUCACACGGAGGCGGAGCGCGCAUAGCGCGAAGCCGACUGUGGCUCGCUUCGAAAAAACUGAGCCACAGUAAAAAAUUCGUCAAAUAAAUGAAAUACUUGGCAUAAAAGGCAUUUAGUUUCAAAAAGUGGACACUAAUAACACUAUCAGGUCGCUCUAAACGAUUUGCAAACUUGAUACGCGUAGCGAAAAAAUCUGCGAAAUGUAUUUCCCAAAAAAGAAAAAAAUUAAAGGAGCACACUGUGCGUAGGCGUGGGCCUCGAAGCCUCGGAUUAUUCCAAACCUUUAAAAAGGUUUCUAAAAAAAGUAAGAAAAAUAGAAGAAUAAAAAAAAGUUUCCAAUCAACAGGGGAUUUUCAAGUGUGUUAUCUUUCUGUUUCUCAUGUGACCGGAAAAGUUUUCACGUCGAAUCUAAUUUUAUAAAUUGGAACGUAAAAAAUGAAUAAAAUGAUUUGACUACGUGUGCGAAUUUUGCAAAUGAAGAUGAUGUCAUAGGGAUGACGUCAGGGAGUAGCGGUUUGCGAUUUAACGGGAAGUUGUUUAAACCAAUUUUUCUCCAUUUUUGAACAAUCUCUUGCUAAUUUUCUCGAAAUUCAGUUCAAACAAAAGUCGCACAGGAGCGGGCUUAAAGGACUGUCAAAUAAUAGUGAUUGGACAGACACUACCAUUUUAACUACCAGGACUUCCGUUUUUCCAUAACUGCUGAAUUUGCGUUUUUUUUUCGGGUCGAAGUUCAUUCUUGUCAAAGGGGUGCUCCUCUGAUACUAAGAUUACUAAAAACCAAUAAUUUUAAGUUCUCACACUUCUUCUCAAGUAAAUAAAAGAAAAUGUUCAAAGAUUUUUUUUUCUUACAGAUUUGGAUCUUUUAUCAGGGACGGACAGAGGUUCUUCAACGUUACUUUGGUGAAGUCGAAUUCAUUUUUAUUUUUAUUUUAUGUUUUUGUAGCCUUCAUGUUCUAAUGGAUGUGUCGAAAAGGAUGUUCGCAAUUUUCCAAAGCCAGAAAAGGUGAAUUCAAUUUCUGAUCGAAUUUUUAAAAACUCGGAAAAAUAAAUUUUCAGACCUCAGUUCAUCAGGAGCCUAACCUCAAUUCAUCUGGUUUGGGGGAAAGAAAAAGUUCAACAAAAGAUGAAAAGUAGUUCAACGCUUUUUUUUCUAUAAUUUUCCAUGUUUUCUCAGUAUUUCGAAUCAAAAGACUCCUGAAACGCUUUUCUGCCUACCACCCCAAUCAACCGAACAGACGAGCUCCCGUAAAAAAGUUGGAUCAGAGGUUUUUGAAAAAAAAAGGAAAGUUUGAUUUAAUAUUUUUAGCCCGAAAGAGAGGAGAAAGAAUCAUUGGAAAGUGUUUGGCAUCAACGUGAAGAUCUAGAUGAAGGUAUAGUUAGAAAGAAGGGCUUUAAAAUUGAAAAAGGUUCGAAUUGAGAAAAAUUUCAUUUCCUAUCACUCGUUUAUCAUAAAUAUCAAAAGCUAGUUUUUCGAAAAAGAAAAUUUGCGAGGUUUCAGCUUUCCGUAUUUUUCAUUGCCAAAAACCGUAUACGUAUGGUGAAAAACUUCAUGUUGAGACCUGUUUAUUUCACCUUUUUAGCAGUUUGAGAAACCGUACGUGAUAUCGUUGUUCUUUGAUUUUUUCGUUCGAAUAUAUAGUAUGAAUAAAAAAUAAGUUGUUUUUUCUUCGGACAUUGGUAACGCGAAACGGACGUGCUCCGGGCGUUUCUGGGCAUUUCAAGUGACCACUUUAGUAGCGUCAGCAUUCUUAAGCGAUCCCUACAAUUUCCCAUAAACGUCUGGAGCGCGUCCUUUUUACGCUUGUACUAUGGAGCGCACUUUGUAAAUCCAUUUAUUUCUGCAGAAAAAAUCGUGCCUCAUGCAGAAACUCGCAAAAAGUCAAUCACAGAGGUUAUCAAUUUUUUUCUUCAAAAAUUUUUUUUUGGAUUCACCAGGAAGCAAACGAAUACGCGGAAACGAUUGAGAUUAUCAUGAACCGACUCAAGACGAUGGAACCAGGUUAAUUCAGAUAAGAAAAAAACCUUCCAUCUGAAUUUUUUCAAAUAAGAAAAAAGCUUUUUUUUUUGAAAUUCAAUCUUUUUUUCUUGCAAAAGUUUGAAUUUUGAUCAGUUUCGUUUCAGAAAAAGCUAAAAAACAGAUGAAGCGCUUUCUGAAAGCUCUGGACCAGCUGAUUUCGACCGUGAAGACAGAUAAUCCCGAAAUUCUCGAGAAAUUCGAAGCUCUUGGAGAAAUUCUCAGAAAAAGACAGAGAUGUCUACAGGAAAUGACAAGACUUAGUAUAUAA